Molecule: messenger RNA, 870 nt
Organism: Ostertagia ostertagi
Lineage: Eukaryota; Metazoa; Nematoda; Chromadorea; Rhabditida; Trichostrongylidae
Source: the annotation of a GenBank genome assembly
AUGGCACCUAUCCAGCAUUCGUUUUCACCGAUUCUUCAGAGCUUCCCCAAAGAGCAUCGAGGAGAAUUGGAUAUGUCGGAGAAGUACAACUACGACUUGAGUAAAGCUCAGCUCAAAGCGAGCAGCAGGACAUCGGCCCUGCUAGCUGGUUUUGCAAUGGUGGCGUUAGUGGAACUGCAGUAUGACCAGAACACACCGCAUUGGCUUUUGAUACUGCUCGGUGUUGUCACAACGUUGUUGGUAUCGGUGCAUUUGCUGGCGCUGAUGAUGUCCACUUGCAUACUGCCGUAUAUGGAAGCCACCGGAUGCACACAGGACUCGCCACAUAUACGGUUGAAAUUCUACAUCGACUUGUCGUGGCUCUUCUCUACAUGUAUUGGCUUAUUACUUUUCCUCGUUGAAAUUGGGAUCAUAUUUUUUGUGAAAUUCACAUCUGUGGACUAUCAACUCGCUGGCUACAUUACCACAGGAAUGUUAAUUCCUGUUGUGGUUGUGUUUGUGAUAUUUUCAUACUUAAUUCAUAGAAGCCGGCCUCAGAUGCCUCGAUCGUUUGACCCAACCCGGACCGCGCUUCUGAAGAAGUCAUCGGCGCCUCGAUGUUCGAUUUCCGUCGACGAUAUUCAAUCGUUGUCAUCCAAGAACGUCACCAACUCGGCGUCGAUCCUGUGGCCAGUGCCACGUUUCACACUUGAGGUGCCUACCCUUGCCAACGGCUCUUCCACCACAUCCCUCAGACCACCAAGCCCUCUGCCUCCGAGAGGAGCUGACACACCUGGAGCAGAUUUCGAUUAUCGGUUAGUUUGUAGUUCCUCUGCCGAAAAAGACCUGUACGGACUAUCCUUUUUGAGCUAUACGCAGCAGUUAUCCACC